This is a messenger RNA of Perognathus longimembris pacificus (Pacific pocket mouse), 1122 nucleotides long. It is a transcript of the gene Cep131, whose product is annotated as centrosomal protein 131. Gene Ontology annotation, biological process: intraciliary transport involved in cilium assembly; cilium assembly; regulation of centrosome duplication. Gene Ontology annotation, cellular component: centriolar satellite. The record is from RefSeq and is a predicted model, not a curated record. Lineage: Eukaryota; Metazoa; Chordata; Mammalia; Rodentia; Heteromyidae. The transcript is spliced from 9 exons. The coding region runs from base 152 to 937 and encodes 261 amino acids.
GCCCCCCGCGCCCGCGCUUCUUUGUCGACCCCCCGGCGGAGGCCACGCGGGGGCGGGGGCUGCGGGGGCCCGAUCGCGCCGGGAGCCCGGCGAGAGGCUGCGUCCGCGGGCGCCGCGCCCAGGCUCGGCCCGCGCAGGGACCCCCUUCACCAUGAAGGGCUCCCGGGCCGCCAGCAGGACCCCUGACGGCACCCCGGCCGGCGUGGAGCUGAGUCUCACCGGCCUGCCGCCCCCCGUGUCCCAGCGCCCCGGCAGCGCCUGCGCGGCAGGCCCUUCACCCGGUCCGUCUCCCUGGCCACAGGCAGCAAGCCAGGAGGGGGGCGCUGGAGGCCUCCGGGCCUGGCGGCUCCGGGCCAUCAACAACCUUCGCAGAUCCAACAGCACCACGCAGGUCCCCCCGCCGUGGACCGGCUCUCCCAGGCCGGCCGAGCCCGCCGACUUCCUGGCGCUCUUGGAGGGCGGCACCUGCGAGAGGAGGGCGUGCGGCGAGCAGGGGGCCACGUGGAACGUGCUGGACGAGCAGCCCAGGGGCCUCACCUCACCAGCCCGCGGCCCGGCCUCCAGCUCCCCGUCAGGCCCGCGGAGGAGAGAAAGCGUCCUGGCUCCCAGCUUCACGGCCAACAACAGGAGCAACAAGGGGACUGUGGGCAACUGCGUCACCACCAUGGUGCACAACCGCUACAACCCCCUCGGAGAGGACGCCCCCGCCCAAGAGCUCCAACCAGACAGCCCCCUCCCUCAACAACAUCAUCAAAGCGGGCGCCAGCAGGCUGGGGAGGGCGGCAGCCUCUCAGAGCCCAGGAAGAACAACUCGAGCGGCAGCCAGGAGGCCCACCGCGCCGCCGGCCUGCUCCGGAGGAGGGAGGUGACGGAGGAGGAGGCCGAGAGGUUCAUCCUCCAGGUCAACCAGGCCGCGGUCACCAUCCAGCGCUGGUAACCCGCCACCUGGUGCAGCGGCGCCGCGCGCGUGCGGCCGGCCUGGAGCUGCUGGCGUCCAAAGCGGGAGCAGCAGCGACAGCAGCUGGACGACAGGAACUUUCUAGACCUGCACCGGCAGAAGGAGGCGGCAAGGAAGAAGGCCCGGGAGGAGAAGGCGCGCCAGGCGCGGCGUGCGGCCAUUCA